UUGAGCUUGCCCACCACUGUUGUUUAGCUGAGAGCUAGUCGCCGUGUGCUAGCGAGGACAGUCCAGGUGUGGGUAAUUCCUCUGCCUCUCUUGAAUUGCAUGGCUAAAAUGUAAAAUCUCCGUAGAGGUUGGCCACUUCUUGAACACGUUGAGGAUUUAUUUAUUGAUGGAAUUUGAUUGUCAUUGCCAGGUGAUCAUUGCAUAGAUCUACACAGGACCAAUGUAUGAAGACACUGAUUCAUUGGAGCCAAGAGCCAAAACUUUCACAGUAAAAUGACAUAAACGGCCUCCCAAAUCUCUGAGGUGAUGUGCAGAAGCAUAUUGUAGGUAAUGUGGUCAGAGGGGAAAGGGAAUGCAGACUUGUCAGCUAUAGCUUGUAUGUGAGCGUGAUGCCCAGGCGGGGGUUGCCGCUCCAGGGCCGGGUCCGCUGGCUCUUCCUGGGGCUCUUCCUGCUGCUGGUGCUGCUGCUGUUCGCAUACCUGCUGGAGUGCACGCCUCCAGCAGACGUCAGCCUGGUCCUGCCCGGCCUAGCAGGAGAGACCUACGGGAAGGAGUAUUACCAGGCCCUGCUGCAGGAGCAGGAGGAGCGCCACCUGAACCGCGCUGCCAGUCUCAAGCGCCAGAUCGCUCAGCUCAAGCAGGAGCUGCAGGAAAUGAGUGAAAAGCUGAAGCUCCUGCAGGACAGGAAGGAGCUCCCCGGGGUGCAGGGCCUGACAGAGACGAAAGACCAAGAGCCGGGAGAUCUGCUGGAGUACCUGCACUCUCAGAUUGACAAGGCUGAGGUCAACACAGGGGCACGCCUGCCCAGCGAGUACGCCCUGGUGCCCUUUGAGAGUUUCACUUCCUCCAAGGUGUAUCAGCUGGAGAUGGGGCUGACACGGCAUCCAGAGGAGAAACCUGUCCGCAAAGACCGCAGGGACGAGUUGAUGGAGGUUGUCGAGGCCGCGCUGGACAUUAUCAACAACCCUGAUGAGGAGGACGGAGUGGAGGAUGAUAUGCCGUUGCAGAGACAAACCUACACAGAGGGUCACUUUACUGAGGGACUAUACAGGACAGAGCGGGACAAAGGGACACUUUACGAGCUCUUCUUUGCCAAAGAGGAAUCCAGCAGCUUCCGCCAUGUCACGCUCUUCAGGCCUUUCGGUCCCUUAAUGAAAGUCAGGAGCACAUCUGUAGAAACAUCAGGAAUGAUAAUUAACAUCAUUGUGCCGCUGGCGGGCAGAGUAGAAACUUUCUCACAGUUCUUACACAACUUCAGGGAGGUGUGCAUACAGCAGGACAGGCGAGUACAUCUCACGGUGGUUUACUUUGGGCGGGAAGGCUUACAGGAGGCAAAGUCAUCUCUGGAAAAAAUGUCAAGGGAGGAGAGCUUCUCCAAUUACACUCUGAUCCCAGUGGAUGAGGAGUUCUCACGAGGUCGGGGUCUGGAUAUCGGAGCCCACGCCUGGAAGAAAGGCGACGUCUUAAUGUUUUUUUGUGACGUUGACAUCCAUUUUACACUGGAGUUUCUGAACACCUGUCGCCUCCACGCUGCUCCGAACAAGAAAGUCUUCUAUCCAGUGGUGUUCAGUCUGUACAAUCCUGCCAUAGUCUAUGGAAAUUUGGAGCUGGCUCCACCCAUUGAACUCCAACUGAUUCACAAAAAGGAUGCUGGAUUCUGGAGAGAUUUUGGGUUUGGAAUGACGUGUCAGUAUCGCUCAGAUUUCCUAAAUAUUGGAGGGUUUGAUCUGGAAGUGAAAGGCUGGGGGGUGGAAGAUGUCCACUUGUACAGGAAGUAUCUUCGGAGCGACCUGAUAGUGAUCCGGACUCCAGUGUCUGGUCUUUUCCACCUGUGGCACGAGAAGCAGUGUGCGGACGAGCUGACGCCCGAGCAGUACCGCAUGUGCAUCCAGUCCAAAGCCAUGAACGAGGCCUCCCACUCUCACCUGGGCAUGCUGGUUUUCCGCGAGGAGAUCGAGGCUCACCUACGCAAACAGGCCUUCAAGACUCAGAGCAAAACGGAGGACUGAGCAACGUCAUUCCAACGUUAAGACUGAGGUGCUGACAAUACUAACGCAUUACAACAAAGACAUGUUUACAUGGAUCCUUCUGCAUUUCACCGCACUUCUGUAGACAAAUGAAUGUACAAAAAUGAACAUUGGUCAUUGUUAAACUUCACAAAAUGGUACAGCUCUCAUUAAAGAGCUACAGCAGUAUCAAACCCAAGUACAUGAUCCAAUUAGUAACAUUUGACCUGCUGAAGGAAAACUUACCCAUGUAGAACAAGUAAUGUAUCUGUUGGACUUAGGUUGACAUUGUAUUUUACAUAUUGCAUUCAUUUCAAUGAGCAUGCAGUUAUUAAUUCAUAAACUGGGAAGUAAUACUUAAACUUCUCAUUAAGCCAUCCUACCUGCUUCAAACAUAGCACCUGACUUAAAUGUCCACCUUCUCUGCUGCUGAGCUACCUGUCACUGCUGACUGUGAUGUCAGCCAAAGCAUUUCAGCUUUUUCAGAUGAUGUGUGCUUUCCAAAAAGGUGUCAAACAAGAUCGAAUGCCAUAAGCUGCCAAUGUUUAGAGUGGCUUUUUGAUUGGGGAAAAAAAAGGUUUACAGAUAGUAAAGUCUUAAUUAUAAAACUACAGAUUUACUGUUGAAAAAAGGAACGGUAAGAAAUUGCACUUUCUCAAAAUGGAAGUUAAAGAUAUGUUAGUUUACCCCACAAGAAGCAGUAAAUUUCUACUGAUUCUCAACUGUGUCUCUAGAUCAAAACAAUCUUUCACUUUAUACGGUAUAUUAGCUGUUGUUUAUGGAGCCAUACUGUUAUGUUAUAAAAUAGGUUGUUUUCAGACUGGCAAUGUGAUAAAAAGGGACCCUUGUUUUUUUGUGUGUGUGUUUCAUGUGAAAGUCACUAUUACUUACUUUGCUGAUGACAGUUUCCAAAUGAUCAGUUUAACAAAGAAGCAUGUUGAUAUAAUAGAGCAAAGAUCUGCUCAUACCAUGCAGCGCUUUGAUAUCAGGACUCUGUUAACCAGUAUUAUUGUCCAAAUAACAAAGACCUCUCAUUUAUGCCCAGUGAGAAUCUCUCACAGCACUAUGAUUCCUAGUACUGGAAUGAGAUUGAAUGUUACAGCCACUCUUGUAAAUACUUUUCUAAUUCAUUUGUUUCAUACACGUGACUUGAAAACUUCUGUCGUACGUGCCUACAUGCUUUUUAAGUGACAUGCAAUGUUUAGGAGAUCGCUCUGAAAAUGUUGGAAGCUGUGUCGACGGCCGUAGGCUUGUUCAUUUUAUUCCACUUCAUAAUGAGGGAGGAUGUUACAGCUGAAGAGUUCGGUCACAGAGGUUAGAGGUGUAAUGUUAAUGAGCACAGUUGUCAAGAGCUUAGCUAGAGCAGGCAAGAAGUGCUUUAUUUUUCUCACAAAGAAAGCAGGUUAUUCUCUCAUCUCAUCCUGUACAGUAAUUAUUUUUAAUCAAUGUUUUUGCAAAUAUUACAG
This is a messenger RNA of Xiphias gladius (swordfish), 3472 nucleotides long. It is a transcript of the gene csgalnact2, whose product is annotated as chondroitin sulfate N-acetylgalactosaminyltransferase 2. The record is from RefSeq and is a predicted model, not a curated record. Gene Ontology annotation, cellular component: Golgi cisterna membrane. The transcript has 8 exons. Lineage: Eukaryota; Metazoa; Chordata; Actinopteri; Istiophoriformes; Xiphiidae. Gene Ontology annotation, molecular function: glucuronosyl-N-acetylgalactosaminyl-proteoglycan 4-beta-N-acetylgalactosaminyltransferase activity. Bases 390 to 2009 code for a protein of 539 amino acids.